GCUAGUAUCUGACCAACCAGAAGGUAAAUACUGCUCGUUAAACUACACAAGAUAAACGGAUAGCAAAUCAAUACCCAGAAUACGAUGAUUGUACCUGCAGUUUCUUCUGCCACAACCAAAACAGUCGCCGGUCUUCUACUUCUCAUAUUCGGCGGAAGUAUUCUCUUUUUUGCGAUUGUUGUCACUGCGGCCACGACACUGACCCGAUUGAACUGGUGGAUAAAGCGUCGGCGAAACUACCAAAGAAGUAUGGAUGUUUUUGGCAAAGUAGAAAACACGCCACUAAAGGAUCGCCUUUUCUACUAUACCGACCUAACGAUGGAGGCUUUGUCUUUAAAGUUAGCUAAAAACGAACAAACUGCUCCAAACCAAGUCAACAAAGUUAGAAUUAGGGCUAACUCUUUCUGCAGAGUCGGGAUCGAAAAUGCGGACCUACCGCUACGUUUUCAACCCGAGAAGUUGUAUGGAGCAACUUCUACUGUUCAUAGACAAAAUAUACAGAGAAAAAGCACAGCGUUUCUGGAUGUGCAACCAGCGAAGUCCGUCAACAGGAGAGCCUCCAUGGUGGACCACUUAUUAUUCCUUGUCAGAUCGUCUGGUAAACCAACAGAAACUGCUCAGAAGUUUAAGCAUUCACCUAGGGAAUCGCUUAGUCAGCCUCACUGGAUAACGGCAGGUUUACCACAGAUAGAUGUGACGUGUGUUCAAGAUGAAUUAACUGUUGGGGACAGCUGUGUCAAUCUGCCCACUUCUGGAGCUGUUUGUAUGAGCCCCGUGAUUUCAUUACCAGCUAGAAGAGCCUCCUCCACCAACUUUGAGCUCUCUACUUGCAGGACUGAUGAUAAAAGCUACAUAACAGGAUUUAAUUCUUGUGAAGAAACUGAGAUUGCUCCUUUGAGUGCCGGUUCGACGGAAUCAACCAAGGAAAGUAUAACAAAAACGCCAAAGUCGCCAACAUAUCUGUUAAGCAAACGGUCAAGUCUUAGUGAAACUGCCGAUCUGCGUCCGUCCAUGUUCCCCCUUAAGCACAGUACUUUGCGGCCCAAGCCUCGUACCAAUGAGGUUCCGAGCGACUACGACAGUAGCAAAGUUACUCUUCUAACCAGCCAGAUACAUGAAGAGGCUACUGAGAAGGCACAUAUUCCAAGUACCAUGGCUAUAAGCGGUGGAGCUGCGCUUAUGGUAAUCAAUCGUGAAAAGAGUGACAGUCCGUUUUCUAGUAAACUUAUUAUUCAGCCAAAGAUAAUUAAAGGAAUGCAGUUACAAAAGCCGUGGCAGAAAACCACAUGCACGCUGGAAUUUUUCUUUCAUGGCAAAGCAAAUACCCAGCAAAAUUCCCUAACUUGCAGGGAAUGUGAGUUUGGCGUAGUGCAUUUCAGCGAAGACGCUCCUGUUGGGUAUUAUCUGUGUGACACACCUUGGCCAGAAGGGAACACGGCUGAGCUCUGCGUUCAUGUGUACGAAUACCAGCAUAAGUGGUCCGGGGGAAAAGCGCAUUAUUAUGGGUCUGUAAAAGUCAACUUAACAGAAAUAUUUCUUGGAAAAGCACUCAGAUGGUAUCAACUGGAGCCAGCCUACCCAAUAAUUCGGAUCAAAGCAGAUUUUCUGAUUUCCCUGUGUCACCGGCCAGUAGAAGGUGUUAUUAGUCUGGGCGUGCAUGAAAUCCGGAAUGCGGAGCUUGUAACUCUCGGACCUUGGAAGCUGGAAAGGCUGAAAGAAGAAUCCAUCAAAAACCAUUUGGAUCUCGAUGUUCACGCGUGUCUCACCUACAAGGGCCGCAUGGUGAAAUCUAAGAAAAGUGUGAUUGUUCAACGGCCUUGCCACAAGAGUUGGGCCAGUGCUAUGCUGUCGAAGAGUUCUGCCGAAUCCAAUCCACAGGAUGAUGGGGCACAUGCAUCUCGACUGCUUUCUGGAGACCACGUUGUGCAAUUAUCGAUCCCCAGUAAACGUAGAUCAUCCGGAACUUCACCUCUCUCCUCUUAUGGAAUCUUAAUUUUCGUCGCUCGUAAAAUAAAUGUUGCCAAUCGACUGACAUCAGAAUGCAUCGACCAGCUGAAAUUAAUUGGUCUAGCUGAGGAAAAAUCCCUGUACGCCAUCGGAGAGUGUUUCGUGGGUGAUGAAGUGUCGCAAGUGGAAUACAAAAGAGAAACCGGUCAGAUGCCUAUGAUUGACAGCCAAUGUAACGCUCUGUGGAACGAAGCUGCCAAUCACGCAUCCAGCAAGAUCUAUCAAUGGUUAAGUGUGAAGUGAUAAAGCAGCAAAGCGGUUGCUAAUAUUGUGCCCAAUGAAAUCUGUCUGUGUCCUAAUGCCCCUUGAAGUUGACAUGGCAUCUGAUUUCACAUGUAUACUGUGUUUCAUCAGCCGACUGAGUUUCAUUAUUAGGGUACAGAUCGCAUGUUUCAAAUCGCUUCGAAGUAACCAAUCUCGUUGCCACACAUCUGCAUCAAUUUCAGCAUUUAACACCGUGAUCCUACGAAAUAUACCAUCUUCUACCGUUGUUU
This is a messenger RNA of Dicrocoelium dendriticum, 2501 nucleotides long. The record is from the annotation of a GenBank genome assembly. NCBI's taxonomy places the organism in Eukaryota, Metazoa, Platyhelminthes, Trematoda, Plagiorchiida, Dicrocoeliidae.